Molecule: messenger RNA, 3164 nt
Organism: Heteronotia binoei (common prickly gecko)
Lineage: Eukaryota; Metazoa; Chordata; Lepidosauria; Squamata; Gekkonidae
Product: membrane primary amine oxidase-like
Exons: 4
Coding region: 14-2290 (758 amino acids)
Biological process (GO): amine metabolic process
Cellular component (GO): plasma membrane
Molecular function (GO): copper ion binding; primary methylamine oxidase activity; quinone binding
Source: RefSeq, a predicted model, not a curated record
GUUACGACUACUUAUGAACAUGAAAACGGCUGUAAUUCUCCUGUUUUUGGCUCUAGCCACAAUUUUUGCUUUAGUUUGUGUUUUGCUGACUAAAAAGGAGAAGGUUACUACUUGCUCCGAGCUACCGAGUUUCCCUGAGGAUAUAAAUGGUGACAAGAGCAGCAUAUUUGCUGACUUGACAGCAGAGGAAAUGACUCAAGUGGUAACAUACCUCAAGGACAAUCUUGGCGUCCAUCUACAAGAUGCUCUUCGUGCAGAACCAGCAGAUAACUGCAUUUACUACCUGGAUGUGUACCUCCCUGUGAAAGCAGAUGCGUUGGGUUUCCUGGACCACAGAAGAGCUCGGCCUCCUCGGCAAGCAUUGGCUGUGGUUUUCUUUGGUGGCCAGCCAGAUCCAAAUGUUACAGAAUUCCUGGUAGGUCCACUCCCAAAUCCUACAUACCAUCGAGACAUUACGCUCAGGAAGUUUGGCAGAGAAGUGCCGUACCACAGCAGACCAGUGACUGAGAAGGAAUACCGGGACAUUGAUUUGUUUAUUUUCCAUGAGCUCUCCAAGGCCCCUGCCUUCCUCAAGGACUGCUGCGAGUACCCUGAGACUCACUUGGCUACUCUGACCACAGCCCCCCGAGGUCUUGAGUCUGGAGACAGAGCUACUUGGUUUGUCCUUUUUCAGAAUGUCUUUGGCAGCGGCUAUUUCAUCCACCCUGUCGGUCUGGAGAUCCUGGUGGAUCACAGCAGUUUGAACCGCUCCCAGUGGGAAGUGAAGAAUGUGUUCUACAAUGGCCAGUAUUACCAGGCCCUUGAACAACUGGAAAAGGACUACAAGGACAAUCUCGUAAAGGAGAUCAGAGUCAAGAGGGUCCAGCUGGAGGAUGAUUUUGCAUCUCUGAAGCCGCCGCCACCCCCGCCUCUUGCACCUGCAGGCCCUGUGCAGUUUGAACCCCAAGGGAAACGCUACAGUGUCACGGGCAGCCACGUUGUCUAUAAAUCAUGGAGCUUUGCCUUUGGGAUGAAUGUGAACACUGGGCCACGUCUCUUUGACAUCCGGUUUGGCAAGGAGAGAAUUGUCUAUGAGCUGAGUCUGCAGGAAGCCAUGGCCAUGUAUGGAUCUGACUGUCCGGGGGGGAUGACAACCAGAUACAUGGAUGGUAGCCUUGGCAUUGGGAAGUUUUCUUUUGAACUUGUGCGGGGUGUGGACUGCCCCUAUACGGCCACCUAUGUGGACCGACACUACUUGAUAGAUUCUGAUACCCCCAAACUAAACAAGAACUCUUUCUGUAUCUUUGAGCAUGACAUGGGGGUGCCUCUACGCCGUCAUUUCUCCAACAUUGGCUCUUAUUAUUAUGGGGGACUAGCCAAAUAUGCGCUGGUCUUAAGGGCUGUUUCCACCCUUAUCAACUAUGAUUAUGUCUGGGAUUUUGUUUUCUACCAGAAUGGUGCCAUAGAAGUCAAGGUCCAUGCCACGGGAUACAUCAGCUCCUCCUUCUUCACUGGCAAAGGAAAGGCAUACGGGAACAGGGUUGGGGAGCACACGCUUGGGACCAUGCACACUCAUCUCAUGAACUACAAAGUAGACUUGGACAUUGAAGGGACCAAGAACUCCUUGGUGGCUCUUGAUAUGGCAUUUGAGACAGUGCAGGUACCCUGGAGCCCAGAGCACCAGAUCCAGCGGCCAGUGCUCACAAGACAGGUCCUAAAUAAGGAGGAAGAAGCUGCCUUCCCGCUUGAUGGCAAAGUCCCACGGUAUCUGCACUUCACCUCAAGCCAGGAGAACCAGUGGGGUCAUCAGCGUAGUUACCGCAUCCAGACGGUCAGCUUUGCAGGCGAACACUUGCCUGAAACAAGCACUAUGGAGAAGUCGGUCAGCUGGGGCAGGUACAAGUUGGCUGUCACCAAGCGGAAAGAGGAGGAGCCGACCAGCACUUGCAUCUAUAACCAGAAUGACCCUUGGGAUCCCUUGGUGGCCUUUGCCAACUUCAUAGACAACGAGACCAUCACCAACGAGGAUCUUGUGGCUUGGAUCUCCCUUGGCUUCUUGCAUGUGCCUCACGCAGAGGACAUUCCCACCACAGUGACUGUGGGUAACGGGGUGGGCUUUUUCCUUCGGCCUUACAACUACUUUGACAUCGACCCCUCAGUCAAGUCCCUGGAUAGCGUCUACUUCACCGCGAGCCAAGAUGCUGACAAGUGUGACCUCAACCGGGCUGCUUGCGUGCCAAAAACUGCCUCCUGUUCUCCAAGUCUUCCAAGUUUUGUUUUCACAGGCUUCCAGAACCAGACAGGCCCCUGAUCUGAGGGAGUCUCUGCACUAGCCAAAGCAUGCCUGUUUAGCUAAUUGAAGAUACCCCUGAGCUCAAGCUGGGCCAGACCUGCACCCUCCUGCAAAGUGACUCAUUUGCCCCUUCCCUGCUGCUGCUGCCCCUUCUGUGUUCUCAGCUGGAAGCAAAAAGGUUCCACCUUCACCUGUGGGAUCCCAUGCAAUCGCUUUGAUGUGACAAGCAUCACAUAGGUAAACCACACUGUGAUGAAUCUCUGGUUACUAUAAAUGUUCAGGCCUGUAUGGAGGGUGUGUUUCGUGGAAAACAUUAUGAAUGUGGAGGAGGUGAUGAUGCUCUCCAGGCAUAUUGGAGAAAGGCUGGAAUUGGUUUUCCACACACCUAAAGCUAGAUCUCUGCUGGUCUCUCCUCACUUCCACCUUUGCUUUCCAUUCAUUGGGAGGCUGUGGUUGCAUCCAGAGUCCCUUCUUUUGCUGGUUUCCUGCUGGGCAGCUGCUGUCCUGUAGGGCACAGUGACUCCCUGAUAAUGUGGCAGGUGUUGGAAUACUUGAGACUGUAUAUGCCAUUGCCCAAAGUUGCACACUCCUUGUGCACCACAAGGGAAUAUGAGAUAUGAAUCACUCCUUUUUGGGGGUGGGGCAAAGAGGAAAUGACAACAACAGUUCAGAACCUUGUACUGGAACAAAAGGGAGUCAGGAGGCUCCUUCUUUGUGACAGAGCUUUCAUGGACCAGAGUGGACUUCAGCACAUGCUGCACGCGCUCUGUCCUCAGUUGGCAUCCACAGACAUAUUGAUGCAGCCUCUGAGGAUGGGAGCUUUGGUCCACGAAUGCUUUUGCCAAGCCAUUCCAUUGCGCCAUGGUGCCACAAUAAAUACAUCCUGUUGUUU